AUGUCCGGAAUGUCGUCGAAUAUGUACAGUCCCGAUGCAUACACUGCUAGCAUGACCAGGUACAAUCCCUAUGCUCCUUAUUCGUCGCCGCAUCACACUCCGGCCAAAGACAUGGUGAAGCCUCCCUAUUCGUAUAUUGCGCUCAUCGCAAUGGCGAUCCAGCACAUGCCCGAUAAGAAAAUAACCCUGAAUGGAAUUUACCAGUUCAUCAUGGAACGCUUCCCGUAUUACCGUGAAAACAAACAAGGAUGGCAGAACUCGAUCAGACACAAUUUGAGCCUCAACGAAUGUUUCGUCAAAGUACCUCGCGACGACAAGAAGCCCGGAAAGGGAAGCUAUUGGACCUUGGAUCCAGACGCCGUCGGCAUGUUCGACAAUGGCUCUUAUUUGAGACGUCGGCGACGUUUCAAGAAGAAAGAUGCCCAGCGCGAAAAGGAGGAGCAGCUCAAGAAACAACAGCAGCAUCAAGAGAAGGAUGGCCAAGGUAACGAUAUGCAGGUAUCUUCGUCCACUCCCACACAACAGAGUGACGUGCCGACUUCUCUCGUGAAUCCUGGCUACAUAAAAGUGAAAUCGGAAGUGGAUCCGGAAGGCGUGAAAAUGAAUUCAUGUCUGAGUGCGGACGUGAAAGGGCUCGAUAGUGCCACUGCCCGAUCAGUGAACAGUCCCAUUUCUCACAUCAACGAUGGCUGUCAGCUCUCUUCGUUGGAGUCUGGUGCCCAUUCCGUCAACAAUUUCUCUGUGGACACCCUCAUGAUGGGGCGAGAUAAUCAGAGCACCAAUCACAGUCUCCUGUCGGAACUCCCUUCGUCCACAUCCAGUACUUCCAGUGCAUCCGCAGUAGCAGCAUUCAGCUACCCUCGAGGUCCAUUGUACCCCUGCGGUCAAGUCUCACCGUCUCCAUUGAAUCUGGGUCCAGGUGGAAUCGGAGCAUCGUCCGUGUAUCCCUUCCAACAAGCGCUCUACGGUUCCCCGUCGAGCAUCGGUGAAGAUUCGACCGCCCAGGGUUUGCUGGGAUCGUCUCAAUCCCACCUCAGUUCCACUCAACAGCAGGGAUAUGCCAGGGGCAGCUGGUAUUCUGUAUCACCCGAAGCAAGCAGCUCUUCACUAAGUGAUCCUGGUACCUACCUCUAUCCCAAUGGUUCUCCAUCAACGGCAGCCAAUUGUCAAAUGGGAUUUCGUAGCACUACCUAUCGAAACCCAUAUUAUUCGGAUUGCUCGAAAUACUGA
Darwinula stevensoni is the source of this 1230-nucleotide messenger RNA. The record is from the annotation of a GenBank genome assembly. Lineage: Eukaryota; Metazoa; Arthropoda; Ostracoda; Podocopida; Darwinulidae.